AUGAAUGGGAUAUCUAUCAGUUUGAAAUCUAAGAACAAAGUCAAGAAGAAGUCAGGCACAAAGAAGAAGAAAAAGCCUACUGUAUUUGGUAUUGCUGAUAAUGACGAAAAAGCUACUGAAUUUAAGAUCACAUCUGUCGAAGAGCGUAAAGAAACCAUAAAGAAGCCACUAUGUAUUACUCCUACGGAACCUCUACGUAGCAGUUUGAACGCACGUCCUGAGAGUGGAUCACUAAAAAGUGAAGAUGAGCAAGCAGUCGUUUUUCCUGAGGAAUCAGAGAGUAAGUUUGAUUUCAAGGGACCAUCCGCUCUGCGUAAUAAUAUCCCAGAAAAGACUAACGAAGAAGAAUAUGAAGAGGUUCCGGUAGAGGGUUUUGGUACAGCUUUACUUCGAGGGAUGGGGUGGGAUCCAUCUGCGGAGAAUGACAGUAGUUCGGAAAAAUCUACUUUACUUCAUGAGAAACCACAUCCAGAGUUAGUGGGAAUAGGUGCCAAAUUAACAACUGCCUCUAACUCUCUUAGAACUGCGUUCAUGCCACUAAUACGUCGCAAGAAAACGGCAAAUGAAUAA
Molecule: messenger RNA, 570 nt
Organism: Kluyveromyces lactis
Lineage: Eukaryota; Fungi; Ascomycota; Saccharomycetes; Saccharomycetales; Saccharomycetaceae
Gene: SPP2
Product: spliceosome ATPase-activating subunit SPP2
Exons: 1
Coding region: 1-570 (189 amino acids)
Biological process (GO): mRNA splicing, via spliceosome
Cellular component (GO): spliceosomal complex
Source: RefSeq, a predicted model, not a curated record